CAUAGAUGAACAAUUAACAGUGUGGUAAACCUUGCAUACCAAUAUUCAGCAAAAUACUACCUAAUGUGACAAUCAAAUAUAAAGUUAUAUUUUUAUCCCAAUAUAUAUGUAUAUAUUUCGUGAAUUAUUAAUAAAAGUAUUUUUGAAUAAAGCAAGAAAACAAGAUGUAAUUAAUUCUUUGAUUAAAACGUUUUUAAAAUGACCCUAUCAAAAACGGCAUUAGGGGUGAGCUGAUUAAUUUCAAAUUGUACUACUAAGUGAGUAAACACAAGCUCGACCAAUACUACUUGAAACAUGAAACUGAUAGAGCACGCAAUAUCACGAGAGAGAUAAAAAACUUGUUAUAAUAUAAUGAUAAUUUCGUUUCUGAAAUUCCUGGAAAUGCUAGAUUUUUUUUAGGAGACCAUCCUCUACCCCUGGUAGAGCUAGUUGUAAUAAUUAUAAUAAUAAUCUUAUUAGCAUGUUUGAAGAAAUACAAAAUCAACAACAAAAAAUUGUAAAAAUAGUUAUUAAUAAUAUAUGACUUCGUUCAGUAAAUUAUACAUUGAGCUGUUUCGUAAAUUUACUACCAAUUAGUCAACGCAGGUAUUAAAUGAGCUCGAAACGAUCGUAUUAACGAUCACUAAAAUAUGUCGAUUAUACUGAUAAAUUGACAAUAACAUUUUAUGUAUUCGUGUAGUUUUUAUACGUUAUUCUUAUUAUAAUAAAAAAUAACAAUCUUAAGUUAAUAUCUCUCUCAAAUAUCAAACAAUUAAGAAUAAUACAUCAAAGCGUCUAGAAAAAAAUGUAUAAUACCUAAGAACAAUCGCUGAAACAUUGUGAUAGAUAAAAUACUUGCAAUUAUAAAAAUUGAAUCAUAAAUAUUCAAAUUCUCUGAAGUGAAACUUGAAUAUUGCAAUUGAUUCCAUGAACUUGAUCCUAUCGCUAAAUCCUCCCUAUUUAAUCAUACAUUUUUUACCGUUCAAGACGUGCCUAAUACUCGCUUAUCGUUUGAACGAAUUGACAAUAAACAGUUAAUAGAAAAAUGAUAAACAUGAUACGAAACUUGGUACAGUGUGGUACAGUUUGCGGUAUCGGGAAAACGAUUUACGAUGCGCGGGAGUGUUCGGCGAACAUUUCGGCGCGCUAAAUCGAUGGCGCAUCUCGUAAAGUCCGGGGGUGUAUACACUUCUACGUUAGUUUGUAGGAGAUACCCAUCCCUUCUACAUCUCCCUUCGGUCGUGUAGGAAGUAUCGUGAAAGAAAGCUGAACCAGUGUACGUGCCGCUGCAGUAUUAUAUACAAGCGGAGCGGUAAAGAGGUGAGCCAGGGGCAGACGUUUUCCAGUUGUGAGGUGACAGAACGACAGGAACGAGAAUGAAGGAGCACGAGACAGGAGGAUGUCAAAGAAAACCGACCAAACUCAGGAAUCUCAUCUACAAAACGGAAGCAUUUGAUUCCCUGCACGCUAGAAAUGCUGAGAGAACAUUGUGUUCUGGCCGUGUAUGUCUUGGUAGCAUUAUGCAGCUACCAAUUCAUAGUACAGAGGCUCGUUCCAGAGAAGAAAUCCUAGUGCAUGCGAAAGAUUUCCUGGAGCAGUAUUUCUCUUCUAUCAGAAGAUUAAACAGCGAAGCGCAUCGUUUUCGUUGGGAUAGUGUACAGAAGGAAGUUUUAGUUACUGGUACUUAUCAAUUAACUGAAACAGAACUAGUGUUCGGAGCAAAAUUGGCCUGGCGUAAUGCUGCAAGGUGUAUCGGUCGCAUUCAGUGGUCUAAGUUACAAGUGUUCGAUUGUCGCUAUGUGACAACAACCAGCGGUAUGUUUGAAGCAUUAUGCAAUCACAUCAAGUACAGCACUAACAAAGGAAACAUCAGGUAUGCUCAAAAAAUGCAAUUAUCCUUUUCACCGUUACCAUCGCUUUCCCUGAAUCAUUCAAAUUUCAGAUCCGCAAUAACAAUAUUUCCGCAACGUACAGAUGGAAAACACGAUUAUAGAGUGUGGAACCAACAAUUGAUCAGUUAUGCGGGUUACAAGAAUCCAGAUGGUACCGUAACGGGUGAUCCUGCUAAUGUUGAGUUCACCGAGCUGUGCAUAAAACUAGGCUGGAAAGGUGCACGUAGCCGUUUUGAUAUAUUGCCACUCGUGUUAUCAGCCAACGGCCAUGAUCCUGAUUACUUCGACAUUCCAAGUGAACUUGUUCUCGAAGUACCUCUCAGUCAUCCCACGUAUGAUUGGUUUGAAAAAUUAGAAUUAAAGUGGUUUGCCAUUCCUGCGGUGUCGGGAAUGGUGUUUGACUGUGGAGGACUAGAAUUCACAGCCGCACCUUUUAAUGGAUGGUACAUGAGUACCGAAAUUGGAGCAAGAGAUCUCUGUGAUGUUCAACGAUACAAUUUAUUAGAGACAAUAGCCACGCACAUGGGGCUGGACACAAGAACAUCCACCUCCUUAUGGAAGGAUAAAGCUAUGAUAGAAGCUAAUGUUGCUGUGCUACAUAGUUUUCAAAUGAAAAACGUGACGAUUGUAGAUCAUCAUACUGCUUCAGAAUCUUUCAUGAAACAUUAUGAAAACGAAAUGCGAUUGAGAAAUGGUUGUCCAGCCGAUUGGUUGUGGAUCGUACCACCGAUAUCGGGAUCAGCCACGCCUGUAUUUCAUCAGGAAAUGGCUAUGUAUCAUUUGAAACCGUCUUAUGAUGCCCAGGAUCCUGCUUGGAAGACACAUGUUUGGAAAAAGGGUCGGGAUAAGAGAUCAACGUCUAAAAAACCAAGAAGAAAGUUCCAUUUCAAGCAAAUUGCAAGAGCCGUGAAAUUUACAUCAAAAUUAUUUGGAAGAGCUUUAUCACGAAGGAUUAAAGCCACAGUACUGUUCGCCACAGAAACUGGUACUUCGCAAAUGUACGCUGAGAAACUGGGUGAAUUAUUAGGACAUGCUUUUCAUUCCCAGGUACUCUCGAUGUCAGACUAUGAUAUUAGCAACAUAGAACAUGAAGCUUUACUACUGGUUAUAACAUCCACUUUUGGUAAUGGUGAUCCUCCAGAAAAUGGUGAAGCUUUUGCUCAAAAUUUGUAUGCAAUGAAAAUGAAUGAAACUUACAUCAAUAGUGGUAACAAGAUAAGCUUGGCAACUUCAAAAUCGUUUAUCAAAGCCAACAGCCAAACAGAAGUAAGUAACUCAAAGAAAUUAGAUAGAUUGGAUUCACUUCGUGGUUCCACUACGGAUUCUCAAACAGAAGACACCUUUGGACCAUUGAGUAAUGUCAGAUUUGCUGUCUUCGCAUUGGGGUCAUCCGCGUAUCCAAACUUUUGUGCGUUCGGUCGUUACGUGGAUAAUUUGUUAGGCGAAUUAGGUGGAGAACGAUUGCUGAAAUUGGCACAAGGAGAUGAGAUGUGUGGACAAGAGCAAGCUUUUCGAAAAUGGGCAGCAGAUACUUUUACUGUUGCAUGUGAGACAUUUUGCUUGGAUGAUGAUGAUACUUUGCUCGAAGUUGCUUUAUCUUUGGGAUCAGAAGCUCUGUCAGCAGCAACUGUUCGUUUUGUAGAAGCUGAAGCUCAACCAAUUGGAAAAGCAUUAAGCAAAUGCCAUAAUAGAAAUGUAACUACUUGUAAUAUGUUCCGGAAGACAAAUUUAAGCGGUGAUUUGUUGAGCGGAACUACAUUACUUUUGGAACUUGAUGACAUAGCUAGCAUGGAAAUCCCGUAUAAACCCGGUGAUCAUUUAGGAGUUUUCGCAUGCAAUAGACCAGAAUUGGUCGAAGGAAUUUUGAAACGAAUACAAACUCCUUUUGAUCCAGAUAUACCCAUUGAAUUACAGAUGCAAAAACAAUCUCAUACUCCAAAUGGCAUUGUGAAAACAUGGAUGCCGCAUGAUAGGUAUUUACCCAACUCUUUAAGAAUGUUGUUGACCAGAUUUCUGGACAUUACAACACCACCGACACCGAAUCUUCUUAGAUACUUUGCAUCGGUAGCGACAAAUCCAAAAGAACAAACGCAACUUCAUCUUUUAUCUUCUGAUCCGGCAGCUUAUGAAGAUUGGAGACAUUGGAAAUUUCCUAAUUUGGUAGAAGUAUUGGACGAAUUUCCAUCCGUAAAACCAUUCGCACCGUUGUUGCUGCUUCAUUUAACUCCUUUGCAACCAAGAUUUUACAGCAUUUCUUCUUCUCCAGAUGUACAUCAAGGACAAAUACAUCUCACUGUUGCAAUAGUACAAUAUACGACACAAGGUGGUUCUGGACCAGUUCAUUACGGAGUUUGUUCCAAUUAUUUGCGUGAGAUAUCAGAUGGAGAACCUUUGUAUGUAUUUGUUCGUAGUGCGCCUAACUUUUAUAUGCCAACUGAACCAAAAGCACCAAUGAUACUGGUUGGUCCAGGAACCGGAAUCGCUCCUUUCCGUGGUUUCUGGAAUCACCGACUUGCUCAAAUGAAGUAUCGACCAGAUCUUGAAUAUGGAAAGGUGUGGCUAUUCUUUGGUUGCCGGAAUACGAACUUGGAUCUGUACAGGCAAGAGAAAGAGGAAAUGGUGAAAAGUGAAGUUCUGGAUAAGGUCUUCUUAGCACUUUCUCGAGAACCUGGAUUGAAAAAGACAUACGUACAAGAUUUAAUUCAAGCGGAAGCUCCACAAAUUUAUGACAUGUUAGUAUAUGAACAAGGUCAUUUUUAUGUCUGUGGUGACUGUACUAUGGCGGAGGACGUUUAUCAAACUUUAAAACACAUUAUACAAACUCAUGGUGAAAUGACGGAUAAACAAGUUGAAGCGUAUAUGUUAUCGUUGCGCGACGAAAAUCGUUAUCACGAAGACAUAUUUGGUAUAACGCUACGAACAGCGGAAGUACACAAUCGAUCAAGGGAAACAGCAAGAAGCAGAAUGGCUGCAGAACCUUAGAU
Molecule: messenger RNA, 4855 nt
Organism: Osmia bicornis bicornis
Lineage: Eukaryota; Metazoa; Arthropoda; Insecta; Hymenoptera; Megachilidae
Gene: Nos
Product: nitric oxide synthase, salivary gland
Exons: 24
Coding region: 1356-4853 (1165 amino acids)
Biological process (GO): nitric oxide biosynthetic process
Molecular function (GO): heme binding; FMN binding; nitric-oxide synthase activity
Source: RefSeq, a predicted model, not a curated record